Priapulus caudatus is the source of this 4000-nucleotide messenger RNA. RefSeq names its product serine/threonine-protein kinase MRCK alpha-like. The transcript has 31 exons. The record is from RefSeq and is a predicted model, not a curated record. Gene Ontology annotation, molecular function: ATP binding; protein serine/threonine kinase activity. Gene Ontology annotation, biological process: peptidyl-threonine phosphorylation; actomyosin structure organization. Lineage: Eukaryota; Metazoa; Priapulida; Priapulimorpha; Priapulimorphida; Priapulidae. Gene Ontology annotation, cellular component: cytoplasm; cytoskeleton. Bases 452 to 4000 code for a protein of 1182 amino acids.
UGCAGCGCGAGCGCCAUCUUCCUCAGUAAAAUUUACCUGCAUUUCGUGAAAGAUCUUUUCUCGUGUGUUAUUAGGAGUGUGAACGGUGACGAACGUUAUGUAGCAACGUGGAUAUCACAUGUGCACCCACCGUGCUCUCGCCGCAGCAACCGCCGGACGAUGCACGAUCACAGAACGCUACCCAACGAUAGCUCCGCCACGUAACGCCGACGACAAGAGAACGCUAGCGCGAGCGAGGGGUUACUGCCGGACGAUGCCCGAUCGGCGAGCGCCCGCCACCACAUAACGCCGUCCCGCGGACGACAAGAGGACGCUAGCGCGAGCGAGGGCGGAAUCGCCGGACGAUGUCCGAUCGGCGAACGCCCGCCACCACAUAACGCCGCCCGUCGUAAGAGAACGCUGCUAGCGCGUGCUCGAAAGAAGCCCGGGAGAUUUCUGCGUGAGGUUCGCGAUGGGGUCGAUGUCGGCCGAGGUGCGGCUCCGCAAGCUGGAGCAUCUGUGGCUCGCGGGGCCGCAGCUGAGCAACGGCGAGGCGCUCAGCCUCGAGACGCUGCUCGAUGUGCUCGUCGUGCUACACGACGAGUGCUGCGGGUCGACGCUGCGCCGCGAGAAAAGCGUCUCCGAGUUCGUCGAGUUCGCCAAACCGAUUGUGAACUCGAUCAAACAGCUGCGACUGCAGAGAGAGGACUUUGAGGUGCAGAAGGUGAUAGGACGCGGUGCUUUUGGAGAGGUGGCGGUCGUGAAGCAGAAAGCGACGGGAAAGGUCUACGCGAUGAAGAUCCUCAACAAGUGGGAGAUGCUGAAGCGCGCGGAGACGGCGUGCUUCAAGGAGGAGAGAGACGUGCUCGUGUAUGGAGACCGCCGCUGGAUCACGGAGCUGCACUACGCCUUCCAGGAUGAGAAGAACUUGUACUUCAUCAUGAACUACCACUGCACUGCCGCGAUGGAGGAUGGCAAGGGCAAGUACGGCUGUGAGUGUGACUGGUGGUCGCUCGGCGUCUGCAUGUACGAGAUGCUGUACGGGGAGACACCCUUCUACGCCGAGUCACUCGUCGAGACAUACGGCAAGAUCAUGAGUCACAAGAAGCGCUUCGUGUUACCGGACAACGGCGAGGGAUGCUCGCGGGAAGCCAUGGACCUCAUCAAUCGUCUCUGCUGCUCGCCGGAGCAUCGGCUCGGCAAGGGAGGCAUCGACGACUUCAAGCUGCACCCGUUCUUCAAGGGCAUCGACUGGGACAACAUACGCGACGGUAACGCCCCCUACCUGCCGGAGGUCAGCAGCCCCACGGACACGUCGAACUUCGAUGUCGAGGAGUCCGACUUCAAACCGUGCGACACGGCUCCACCCAAGGCUCACACGCCGUUCACGGGACAUCACCUGCCGUUCGUCGGGUUUACGUACACGCACAACCUCGCCACCUACAUGUCACUCUCAGCGGUGGGUCACGACCUUGACCUCGACGAGCACGAUGACAACACGCGCGUCGCUGUCAACAGUCAGCUGUCGUCACGGUCCAGCGCGUCGGAGCUGGGCGACAAGCUGAGUCCGGAUGCUGAGGUAACGAUGCUAACGAUGCUUACGACACUAACGACGUCGAUGCUGAAGGUGGAGUUGGAGAAGGUUCAGGAGCGGCACACUGCCAGCGCGGAGCAGCAGCAGACGCGCUACGAUCAGGAGACGAAGAACCUACAGGAGCAGCUACAGUACAGCGAGACGCAGCAACAGUCUCUGCAGAAGGAGGUGCAGCUCUACAAGGAGAAGGUGGAGCUGGCACGUACAGAGAGCCAAUCGGAGACGCAAGAGUCGCUGAAUGACAUGAAGAGACGUUACGCCCGGGAGAAGUCCAUGCUAGAGGAAGACAACGGCAAGCUGCAGAAGGAAGCCGACCAGAUGGCGCAGCUGGUGCAGCGCAUCACUAACGAGCGGAAUCAGAUGGAGCAUGAGCUGUCGAAUCUACAGGACAAGCGAGACUCCGUCGCCCAGUGGGAGGCGCAGAUAUCCGAGAUCAUACAGUGGGUCAGCGAUGAGAAGGAUGCGCGAGGCUACCUGCAGGCUCUGGCCACCAAGAUGACCGAGGAACUGGACGUGCUCAAGGCCACGGGCAUGGGUGGAACGGCCGACAAGAGCUGGAGGAAUCGGCGCUCGCAGAAGAUGGAGAAGAUGGAACUGCUGCACCUGCAGUCGUCGCUGCAGAUGGAGAUCCAGGCGAAGCAGCAGAUCUCGGAGGAGCUGACGAAGAUCAAGGCUGCUCACGUCGCCUCCGAGAAGUAUGCUGUUUGUAGUCGUAAAUACCUGGGGAAGACGGCGAGUCUGGAGGACCAGCUUCAGGAGAUGCUGGAGAUCAACAAGGAGCUGGAGAUCAUGGAGGAGGAGAAGCUGCAGCAGAUCAAGACCCUCGAGAAGCAGGUGAAGUCUGCACGCACCGAGCGGGACGACGCGCUCAGGGAGUUGGCAUCGUUCCAGGAGAAGUACAGCUGUCAGUCGAAGGAGCUGAAGGACGCUCUAGGUCAGCGCAAGCUCGCCAUGACAGAGUUCACCGACGUGCCGAAGCUGGGUGGCAUUAAGCGCGGCUGGGUGAAGCAGCACGUCGUCGUCUGUGAUUACAAGCUCUUCCUCUACGACCUUCUCCCGGACAAGGGACCCGGCGUCGAGGUCGCCGAGGUCAUCGACAUGAGGGACGAGGAUUUCUCAGUCACCUCAGUGCUGGAGUCAGAUGUCAUCCAUGCCAAUAGGAAAGACAUAGCCUGCAUAUUCAGGAUCACAACGUCGAUGGUCGACCCGCCGCGGCUGCGUCACUCCAUGCUCAUGCUCGCCGACAACGAGACGGAGAAGUCCAAGUGGGUGCAGGCGCUCAACGAGCUGCAUCGCAUACGCCGCAAGAACAAGCUGCACGACCGAACGGUUUUCCAAGCGAAGGAGGUGUACGAUAACACACUGCCGAUAAUCAAAAACGCACUGUGUGCUGCUAUUAUAGAUCAAGAAACUGUGGUAUUAGGAACUGAUGAAGGUUUAUACCUGCUGGAACUAGCUAGUGAUGGUAAGUCAGCUCAGGAUGAAGAGAAUAAACGAGUAUCUCAGAUUGACUUCAUCGAGAGAGCGUUGUUAGUCAUACUUACCGGCAAGCAGCGUCAACUACGAUUGGUGCCAGUGCUGGCACUAGAGGGCGUGAAUGUAGACUGGGUGAAACUGCCAGAAGCGAAGAACAUCUCUUACUACUGCAUUGGUAAAAUCCACCAGGGGACGCCACCAUGCGUAUUCGUGGCAAUAAAACGGCAGGUGAUCAUCUACGAGAUCACGCGCACGAAGCAGCGACACAAGAAGCUGCGUGAGCUCGCUCUGCCCGCGCCUGCGUUCUGGAUGAACCUCGUCGGGGACCGUCUGUGCGUCGCCACGCAGGCCGGCUUCUUCCUGUUUGCCGUGCUCGGGGACCAUCACCACACGCUCGUUAACGCCGAUGACGCCAGCCUGAAGUUCCUGACGGCGGGCUCGUAUGAGCCGAUGACGGCGGUGAGAGUGUCUGACAAUGAGUUUCUACUCGUCUUCAACAAUCUGGGUCUAUACGUGGACAACACGGGGCGGCGAACCCGGGAGGAGGAGCUGAUGUUUCCUGCCCGACCGCAGGCGAUCAGCGUCGCCACACCCUUCCUCAUGGUGUUCACCGAGACGCACAUCGACAUGUUCGACAUCGGCGCCGCCACCUGGGUGCAGACGAUCAACCUGAAGGGGUCGAAGCCGCUGUGUCGUGACGGGUCGCUCGUGCUCAGCCAGUGCUCCGACCUGCCUCGCCUCCUCUUCAUGAAGAACAUCGACGUCGGUGAGUCGGUGGCGCCACCUGUCGGGGCAGCUGACGGGCGAGCCUGGCGCGCUGGUCUGGCACAUUGCAGUGGGCUCCACGACCUUGACCUCGACGAGCCACAGAUGACAACACGCGCGGUCGGCUUCAACAGUCAGCUGUCGUUUCCGGUGCGCAGCGCGUCGGAGCUGGGCGACAAGGGCUGA